GCGCGUGGCCUCGGGAGCACAGCCCCCAGUCUUCGGGGACCAGCCGUAGGCGGGCGGACAGACGGAGGGACCGGGGGACGAGGGAGGCCCGGCGCUGGAAUGCAGUUUUCCCGGGCGAGGGAGACUUUGCACAGGAGUGGAGAAUAGCUCGGGGUGGGGUUUCGCACCGUCCCCUCCUCCCAGCCCCGGGCCCCCUCCCAGGCGCUUUCUGCGAGCGUUUAGAACUGCGCUCUGAAGUUUCAAGACAGUGAGGAGCUUGUGCGGCAGGCAGGGACAAUGGAAGAAAAUGAAAGCCAGAAAUGUGAGCCGUGCCUUCCUUACUCAGCAGACAGCAGACAGAUGCAGGAACAAGGAAAAAGUAAUCUGUAUGUAACGUCAUUAGAAGAUGCAGAAUGCCGGAGAACCAAGGAACGCCUUUCUAAUGGAAACAGUCGUGGUUCAGUUUCCAAGACUUCCCGCAAUAUCCCAAGGAGACACACUCUAGGUGGGCCCCGAAGUUCCAAAGAAAUCCUGGGAAUGCAAACAUCUGAGAUGGAUAGGAAGAGAGAAGCUUUCCUAGAACAUCUAAAGCAGAAGUACCCCCAUCAUGCCACCGCCAUCAUGGGCCACCAGGAGAGGCUGAGAGACCAGGCUUUGCAGGGCAUGCUGAUCUCUCUUCAGGCUGAACUUGACAUUCAAAGGUACUUGAUGAAAAUUGAGUCAUCUCAGCGAACGAGAAGCCCCAAACUGUCUCACAGUCCUCAACCUCCCAGUUUGGGCGACCCAAUCGAGCAUUUAUCAGAGACGUCCGGUGACUCUUUGGAAGCCAUGUCUGAGGGGGAAGCUCCAAGUCCUUUUUCCAGAGGCAGCCGGACUCGAGCGAGCCUUCCUGUGGUGAGGUCGACCAACCAGACGAAAGAAAGAUCUCUGGGGGUUCUGUAUCUCCAGUAUGGAGAUGAAACCAAGCAGCUCAGGAUGCCGAAUGAAAUCACAAGUGCAGACACAAUCCGUGCUCUCUUUGUAAGUGCCUUUCCUCAGCAGCUCACCAUGAAAAUGCUGGAGUCACCCAGUGUCGCCAUUUAUAUCAAAGAUGAAAGCAGAAAUGUCUAUUAUGAAUUAAAUGAUGUAAGGAACAUUCAGGACAGAUCACUCCUCAAAGUGUACAACAAGGAUCCUGCACAUGCAUUUAAUAAUACACCAAAAACUGUGAAUGGAGACAUGAGGAUGCAGAGAGAAAUUGUUUAUGCAAGAGGAGAUGGCCCUGGGGCCUCUCGACCUGGAUCCACAGCUCAUCCGCCCCAUGCCAUUCCCAAUUCUCCACCCUCCACUCCCGUGCCCCAUUCCAUGCCUCCCUCCCCAUCCAGAAUUCCUUAUGGGGGCACCCGCCCCAUGGUGGUUCCUGGCAAUGCCACCAUUCCCAGGGACAGACUUUCCAGCCUGCCGGUCUCCAGAUCCAUCUCACCGAGCCCAAGCGCCAUUUUAGAAAGGAGAGAUGUCAAGCCAGAUGAAGACAUGAGUGGCAAAAACAUGGCGAUGUACAGAAAUGAGGGUUUCUAUGCCGAUCCUUACCUUUAUCACGAGGGACGGAUGAGCAUAGCCUCGUCCCACGGUGGGCACCCGCUAGAUGUCCCUGACCACAUCAUUGCAUAUCACCGCACAGCGAUUCGGUCGGCCAGUGCUUAUUGUAACCCCUCUUUGCAAGCAGAAAUGCACAUGGAGCAGUCACUGUACAGACAGAAAUCAAGAAAAUAUCCAGAUAGCCAUUUGCCUACUCUGGGCUCCAAAACGCCCCCUGCCUCUCCUCACCGAGUCGGUGACCUGAGAAUGAUAGACAUGCACCCGCAUUACAAUGCCCACGGGCCCCCUCACACUCUGCAGCCAGACCGGGCCUCGCCCAGCCGUCAGUCCUUCAAAAAGGAGCCGGGCACCUUGGUGUAUAUCGAAAAGCCACGGACCACUCCAGGAUUAUCCAGCAUUGUGGACCUCGGCCCGCCACUAGUUGAGAAGCAAGUUUUUGCUUACAGCACUGCGACAAUACCCAAAGAUAGAGAGACCAGCGAGAAAAUGAUGAAAACCACAGCCAGUAGGAACCACACAGAUAGUGCAGGAACCCCCCAUGUUUCUGGCGGGAAGACCCUGGGUGCCCUGGAGUCCGCGGUGCCAUCCAGCCAGCCUCUGCCCGCCGGUACCUCGGCCAUCCACAUGAGCCUGCUAGACAUGAGGCGGAGUGUGGCCGAGCUCAGGCUCCAGCUCCAGCAGAUGCGACAGCUCCAGCUGCAGAACCAGGAGUUACUGAGGGCGAUGAUGAAGAAGGCUGAGCUGGAAAUCAGUGGCAAAGUGAUGGAAACGUUGAAGAGGUUGGAGGAUCCUGUGCAGCGACAGCGCACCCUGGUGGAGCAGGAGAGGCAGAAAUACCUUCAUGAAGAAGAGAAGAUCGUCAAGAAGUUGUGUGAGUUGGAAGAUUUUGUCGAAGACUUGAAGAAAGACUCAACCUCAGCAGGCCGAAUGGUUACUCUGAAAGAUGUGGAAGAUGGGGCUUUCCUCCUGCGACAAGUGGGAGAAGCUGUAGCUACCCUGAAAGGGGAGUUUCCAACCUUACAAAACAAGAUGCGAGCCAUCCUGCGCAUAGAGGUGGAGGCCGUGCGGUUUCUGAAGGAGGAGCCGCACAAGCUGGACAGCCUGCUGAAGCGCGUGCGGAGCAUGACCGACGUCCUGACCAUGUUGCGGAGACACGUCACCGACGGGCUCCUGAAAGGCACAGACGCAGCCCAGGCCGCACAGUACGUCGCGAUGGAAAAGGCCACGGCCGCGGAGGUCCUGAAGAACCAGGAAGAAGUUGCCGCCGCGUCCGGCCAGCCCUUCCAGGGCGCCGGGGUCCCCGGUGACGUGAGACCGGAAGUGACGCCGGGGGCCGCCAUGAUGGUGCAGCGCGCUCAGAGCUCCCCGCUGCCCGCACCGCGCUCGCCUGCCCUGCCCAACCCCGCCCAGCACGCGCCUGCUGGGUCGGGGCUUCACGUGGCCGCCACCAUCACAAAGGAAGCGCCGUCCACACUGCCGUCGGCACAGCCUCCUCCGUCCCCACAGACGCCCCUGAACGGUUCCGCCAUGCAGAGCUUGUUCAUUGAGGAGAUCCACAGUGUGAGUGCCAGGAACAGGGCAGUGUCCAUUGAGAAAGCAGAAAGGAAAUGGGAAGAGAAAAGGCAAAAUCUGGAACACUAUAAUGGGAAAGAGUUUGAGAAGCUUCUAGAAGAAGCACAGGCCACUAUCAUGAAGUCAAUUCCAAACCUGGAGAUGCCGCCAGCCUCAGGCCCACUGCCAAAGGGAGAUGCGCCAGGGGACAAGCUAGAACUUUCAGAAGACUCUCCAAAUCCAGAACAAGACUUGGACAAGCUGGGGGAAAAGUCGCCCCCUCCCCCUCCCCCACCCCCUCGGCGAAGCUACCUGCCAGGAUCGGGGCUCACCACCACGAGGUCAGGCGAUGUGGUCUACACCAGCAGAAAGGAGACCACCACCACUAAGGCAAGCAGUGAAGGUGCUGGAUCAAGCCCACAGACUAGAGCCACAAAAUGUCCCCCAGAAGAGUGUGCCUCAGCCUGGACCCCAUCCCCACCGCCAGUCACUGCCUCCUCCAAGAAUGAGGAGGAGGAGGAAGAAGAAGGAGACAAGAUCAUGGCAGAACUCCAGGCAUUCCAGAAGUGUUCCUUUAUGGAUGUAAAUUCAAACAGUCAUGCUGAGCAGUCCCGGGCUGACAGUCACGUUAAAGACAGUAGGCUGGGCUCCACAGUCCUGGCCAAGGAGAAGAAGGGCAUUUUUGGAAGCUGGAGAACAAAGCAAUCCAAGAAUUUGGAAUUUUUCCGUGAAGAUGUAUGGAAAUCUGAUGUUGAAUAUGAAAAUGGCCUCCAAAUGGAAUCCCGAAAGGUUACCACAGGGGCUCUAAGGCCUAGUGACUCUCCAAAGUGGGAAAGAGGAAUGGAGAAUAGUAUUCCUGAGGCAACAAGAACAUCAGAAUAUAAAACUGACAUCCUAAUGAAGGAAAAUUCCUUAUCCAAUAAGAGUUUCUUCAGAGACAGUAACUGUUCCCAGAAGAAUGAGCUUAAGGUCAAUUUUGGUUUCUCUGGCAUUAGUUCAUUGGAAGAUGAAAUGAACAAAGGGCCUAAGUUCUCAGGACUGCAGUCCCCCACACCUGACACCGAGCACCAGAAACUGAAUUAUGGAAAGACAAAGGAGUUAGAUCAACAGGGACAUGAAAAUACAGACAAGCAUCAUGUCCCUUCCCCAACUCGAGCAACAGAGUUGAGUGUUCAAGAUGUCAAAACACAAGAUCAAGAGGCUCCCACGACAGAUUUUGGCCAAGUUGUUCUAAGACCCAAGGGGCCUAGGCAUGGUAAUGUGCACCCUAAUGAGGAUGGAGAAUCAACUCCAGGUUCUCCCACGGAAGAAAACGCAGCCACUGACAACAUCGCCUUCAUGAUUACCAAAACCGCCGUCCAGGUCCUCUCCAGUGGGGAAGUCCACGAUAUAGUGAACCAAAAGGGAAAAGAUGUACAGACAGUGAAUAUCAAUGCCAAAAAGAGCGAAAAUGAAGAACCAGUCGUGUGCCUAGACAAGAAACCAGUUAUCAUCAUUUUUGAUGAACCCAUGGACAUCCGGUCUGCAUAUAAGAGACUCUCGACCAUAUUUGAGGAAUGUGAUGAGGAAUUAGAGAGAAUGAUGACAGAGGAAAAGAUAGAGGAGGAGGAAGAGGAGGAAAAUGGAGACCCUGCAGUCCAGAAUAACACUUCCCAAAUGUUCCAUAAGAAGGUUGCCACGGGCAGUCUUAGAACAGGACAGCAGGCUGGAACGAAGCCACACUCCCCAUCAGCAGAGACCAAAAUCCCAGGACAGGGAAUGAAUCAAACUGAGCUGAGCAAGUCCAGCCAAGCAGAUUCUCCGAAUUCAGAAGACAAGUGUGACAUGACCGAUGACCAAUCUGAAAGCCCUAAGAAAAAGUUUAAAUUCAAAUUCCCUAAAAAGCAGCUCGCUGCUCUCACACAAGCCAUUCGCACAGGCACCAAAACGGGGAAGAAGACUUUGCAGGUGGUGGUCUACGAAGAGGAGGAAGAGGACGGCACUCUGAAGCAGCACAAAGAGGCCAAGCGAUUUGAAAUUACUAGGUCUCAACCUGAAGACACCCCUAAAAGUAUGGCUAGGAGACAAGAGCAGCCCAGUCUAGGGAGCACAUCUCAGAUUUCAAGAACUGAUGAAAUUAGAAAAAAUACCUACAGAACAUUGGACAGCCUGGAGCAGACCAUUAAACAGCUUGAAAAUACGAUCAGUGAAAUGAGUCCCAAAGCCCUAGUUGACACCUCAUGUUCCUCCAGCAGAGAAUCUGUUGCAAGCGCACCCCACAAUGCCCGAGAGGCCUCUCCCCGAACCUUGCUGGUUCUGGAUGAAGCUCCCACUGCCCCAGAGCCCCCCACGUCAAUACCUUCAGCUUCACGUAAGGGCUCCAGUGGGACCCCGCAGACAAGCAGGAUGCCAGUCCCCAUGAGCUCCAAGAAUAGACCCGGAAGUCUGGACAAACCUGGCAAGCCGUCCAAACUGCAGGAUCCCCGCCAAUAUCGUCAGGCUAAUGGAAGUGCUAAGAAAGCUGGUGGGGACUAUAAGCCUACUUCCCCCUCCUUACCUGCUUCUAAGAUUCCAGCUCUUUCUCCCAGCUCUGGGAAAAGCAGUUCUCUGCCCUCCUCUAGUGGUGACAGCUCUAACCUCCCUAAUAAUCCACCUGCUACUAAACCAUCGAUUACUUCUAACCCUCUCAGCCCCCAAACAGGACGAUCUGCUCACUCUGCCUCCCUCAUCCCCUCUGUCUCUAAUGGCUCCUUAAAGUUUCAGAGCCCCACUCACGCAGGUAAAGGCCACCAUCUCUCAUUCUCGCUGCAGACUCAAAACGGCCGAGCAGCCCCGCCUUCCUCUUCCCCUCCCUCCCCCGCCUCCCCCACGCCCCUGAGUCAAGGUGCCAAGGGCAUCAGGACCAUCCACACUCCCAGCCCCACCAGCUACAAGGCGCAGAAUGGAAGUUCAAGCAAAGCCACCCCAUCCACAGCAAAGGAAACCUCUUAAAGGCCAAAUCCUAUUAGGCACAAAUGGGAGUUACAUUAAAAAAAAAUUUUUAACAGUCUGCCACAACUGUUUUCACAAGAGAAUGUAACGUAUUGCUGUACUGUUUUGAGGUUUAAUGCUAAGAAUGUGCUAAAUACUGGAUUAAUAGAUUUCAGUAAAGCUUGUUUUGUUUUUUUA
Molecule: messenger RNA, 6255 nt
Organism: Cynocephalus volans (Philippine flying lemur)
Lineage: Eukaryota; Metazoa; Chordata; Mammalia; Dermoptera; Cynocephalidae
Product: KIAA1217 ortholog
Exons: 22
Coding region: 277-6078 (1933 amino acids)
Cellular component (GO): cytoplasm
Source: RefSeq, a predicted model, not a curated record